Molecule: messenger RNA, 962 nt
Organism: Solanum stenotomum
Lineage: Eukaryota; Viridiplantae; Streptophyta; Magnoliopsida; Solanales; Solanaceae
Product: transcription factor MYB48-like
Exons: 3
Coding region: 1-702 (233 amino acids)
Biological process (GO): regulation of DNA-templated transcription
Cellular component (GO): nucleus
Molecular function (GO): sequence-specific DNA binding; DNA-binding transcription factor activity
Source: RefSeq, a predicted model, not a curated record
AUGGUUCAAGAAGAAAUGAGAAAAGGUCCAUGGACAGAACAAGAAGAUGUUCAACUAGUAUUUUAUGUGAAGAUGUUUGGUGAUCGUCGCUGGGAUUUUCUGGCGAAAGUUUCAGGUUUGAAAAGAAGUGGAAAGAGUUGCAGAUUACGAUGGGUUAAUUACUUGAAUCCUGCUCUCAAACGUGGAAAGAUGACUCCUCAAGAAGAACUUCUUGUUCUUCAACUUCACUCCAAAUAUGGGAAUAGAUGGUCGAAAAUAGCUGGGAAAUUACCAGGGCGAACUGACAAUGAAAUCAAAAAUUACUGGAGAACACAUAUGAGGAAGCAAGCUCAAGAUGAGAAGAAGAAUACUAAUAAGGCUUCAAUUUCUCCAUCAUCAUCCAAUUUCUCCAAUUGCUCCUCUUCCUCUGCCAACAGUCCUGCUGAGGACUCCAGUACUGAAAGAAAUGAUUGCGUCGAGUUGUUGCAAGUUGCUGGAGAAAAUAAAAUAUAUGAAGGGGAUGAGCAGAACAUGAUGGUCUAUUCCAUGGAUGAAAUCUGGAAAGAAGUCGAAUCAACUGAAGAAAUCGAAACUAGGAAUGAUUUACCAGUUAUGGCAUCAACGACAUGGGAUUAUAAUUAUUGCCCAGAUUCACUAUGGACGAGUACUCAUGAUCAUUGUUACUUUGACAAUCAUCAAGAUUUCUCAUUUUUUACUGGUUAAUUUGGAGGGACGCACAACAACAACAUAUGUAAUACUACAUGCGAGAUAUGAGGAGGGUAGAAUGUAUGCAGAAGUUACCCCUAGCUAUCUCGCGGAGGAUAUAAUUUGAACUAUUUGUUUAGAGUUGGUGUAGGUUUGUGAGAUGAGUAAUAGUAAUAUUUAGUGAUCACUCUUUGUAUAUAUGUAGAAAAUCCCAUGAUCAGAAGGCACUCUGUUCUGAUCUCUUUAAAUAAUUAUUACCAAGUGUUUCUGAGGCUUAA